Messenger RNA from Anthostomella pinea, 261 nucleotides. The record is from the annotation of a GenBank genome assembly. Lineage: Eukaryota; Fungi; Ascomycota; Sordariomycetes; Xylariales; Xylariaceae.
AUGGCAGACAAUCCCAGGGAGGUUACCAUGCUUGGCAACAUGGACUACGACGUCGAAUCCCUCUACGACGACGAGUACCGCACAUUUGCAGUUCAUUCAGUCCGCCCACCGCCGCGCCGGAGAUGUGACGAUUCGUUGCCCUCCCUGUGCUUCCGAGGCGGCAUCUUCCUCAUCGUUGUCGGCAUCUUUCUCGUCGUUGUCGGCAUCUGUGGUUUGACCGGAGCGUUCGACGGAGGCGCGACCACCCCAACGACCGCAUGA